UAAACCAACACACAGUUUUCCCACAGGACCAGAGGAGGUGGACAUUCCCGUAAUUAAAUCCCAAAAUCCAUACCCAUCGUACACCGCAAGGCACGCAGAGAGUACCCCUAGAUUUUCGCUGCGUCUUCUCCUUCUUCGGCUCCUCAUCAAAAGAAUCGAUCUCGAGGUUUAGGGUUUCGGCUUUCGAUUCUCAUAAAGCCGCUGCUUUAUCUCACUUUAUUAUAUAAUCGCCAUGUCCAAGAGGGUUCUUUGUAAGUUCUUUUCUCAUGGGGCAUGUCUAAAAGGGGAGCAUUGUGAGUUUUCACAUGAUUGGAAAGCCGCUCCAAAUAAUGUUUGCACCUAUUACCAGAAAGGAAUUUGUACGUAUGGUAGUCGUUGCAGAUACGAACAUGUUAAAGCUUCUCGAGGCCAUUCUUCUGCUUCAUCUUCAUCAACAAAUGCACAGCAAUCUCUGAUUUCAGAUCCUGUUCCUCAAGGUUGUAGUGCUAGAACUGCAUUUGUUGGGGUUACUCCAGUCCUAGGUACUCCCAUGGAGAUAUCUGCUUCAAAUAGACCUUUAAUUCCUGCUGCUAAACCUGCAUGGAAUCAAGAGUUUGGGCACCAUGAUCCUCUAGAUGAUGAGGAUAUUGGGGAGCCUAGCAGUAAUGGACCAGCUGACCAUUCUAUCUGUUCAUUUGCUGCUGCUGGUAAUUGUCCGCGUGGAGAAAAAUGUCCUCAUAUUCACGGUGACUUAUGUCCCACUUGUGGAAAACAUUGCUUGAAUCCUUUCAGACCUGAGGAAAGACAGGAACACUUGAAGAUGUGUGAAAAAAAACAAAAGCACCUGGAGGCGUUGAAACAUAGUCAAGAAAUAGAAUGCAGUGUUUGCCUGGAACGAGUUCUCUCAAAGCUAACAGUACCAGAACGGAAAUUUGGGUUGCUGUCCGAAUGUGAUCAUCCAUUCUGUAUAUCCUGUAUCAGGAAUUGGCGUAGUAGUUCUCCGACCUCUGGGAUGGAUGUUAAUAAUGCUUUGAGGGCGUGCCCAAUUUGUCGCAAGUUAUCGUACUUUGUUAUUCCAAGUGUCAUUUGGUAUACUACAAAGGAAGAGAAGCAGGAAAUUGUUGAAAGCUACAAGACUAAGCUCAAGUCAAUUGAUUGCAAGCACUUUGACUUUGGGAAUGGAAACUGCCCAUUUGGGACUAGUUGCUUUUACAAGCAUGCAUAUCGAAAUGGCAGACUGGAGGAGGUAGUUAUACGUCAUCUUGGGGCUGAAGAUGGACACACUGUGAUAGCUAAGGACAUAAGGCUGUCAGAUUUCCUUGCUAACUUGCAUAUAAGGUGAAGGGUUGCUGUUAUAUAUUAUAGAGAUAUCUAAUUUUUAUGGAGAAACCAUGUGCCACUUCAAUUGCAGAGUUCUCUUCAAUUGCCAGUGUGACACUCCAGUUUGUUGCGAGAUUUGCUUGCUGGAGGGGACCUGAACAAGGAAGGCCGGGGCAUGCCACCGUAUUUAUUAGACUGCAUUUUCUAUCAAAUCAAUAAAACAUAGGUACGCCAUUCAUUGGAUGGAUGUGUUUGAUAGUUCUCGUCAGCUGUGGAUAAUGAAUUUAAAGUAAUGGACGUGCAAAUAGCCGAGCUGUUACUAUGGUUCCCUUGCCAUCAGUGAGAAACUGUUUUAAGUCAAUUGGUUUUUGUUUCUGUUGUCAAUAUCGAGCUAUGACGACAUGUCCCGCGAAACAUUGUCUUUGAGGUUCUUUUGUAUUCUAAUCUAGAAUUUGCUACUGGGCGGCCGGCAGGGAAUAAAUGGCAGCAAGAGCUCCGUAAAACGUAUAUCUUCUAUCGUGUAUUUUACUUGUUAUUAUUAUUAUUUUUUUUAUGCAAAGUGGUUACUCUACUUUUUUGGAGUUA
Molecule: messenger RNA, 1884 nt
Organism: Alnus glutinosa
Lineage: Eukaryota; Viridiplantae; Streptophyta; Magnoliopsida; Fagales; Betulaceae
Product: putative RING-type E3 ubiquitin transferase C3H69
Exons: 8
Coding region: 233-1321 (362 amino acids)
Biological process (GO): protein polyubiquitination
Molecular function (GO): metal ion binding; ubiquitin protein ligase activity
Source: RefSeq, a predicted model, not a curated record